Molecule: messenger RNA, 1465 nt
Organism: Tripterygium wilfordii
Lineage: Eukaryota; Viridiplantae; Streptophyta; Magnoliopsida; Celastrales; Celastraceae
Product: pectin acetylesterase 7-like
Exons: 12
Coding region: 127-1305 (392 amino acids)
Biological process (GO): cell wall organization
Cellular component (GO): plant-type cell wall
Molecular function (GO): pectin acetylesterase activity
Source: RefSeq, a predicted model, not a curated record
GUCUAAUCACUGUGACGUGUAUGUAUACACGUAUAUAUAGUCUUCUACUUGUUAGAUCUUCUCUCUAUCUAUAAAAGCAUCAACUAGCUGCUAUUAUUGGUGUAUGUAUUGCUGUAGUGAGGAGAAAUGGGAGGUUCAAGAUUAAUAACCCUUCUUCUUCUGGUUUCCUUUCUGGUGUUACUGCUAAAAGGAGCUCAAAGUAUACCAAUCACAUUAGUUCAAAGUGCAGUAGCUAAAGGAGCUGUUUGCUUGGAUGGAAGCCCCCCAGCUUACCACUUUGACAAGGGUUUUGGAGCAGGAAUCAACAACUGGCUGGUUCACAUUGAGGGAGGAGCAUGGUGCAAAGAUGCAGCCACAUGCCUUUCUCGCAAGAACACCGAGCGAGGCUCAUCCAAGAAAAUGAAAACUGAUAUGGGUUUCUCCGGUAUACUCAGUGGCAAGCAAAAAUCUAAUCCGGAUUUUUACAACUGGAACAGAAUUAAGAUUAGGUACUGUGAUGGUUCCUCGUUUACUGGCGAUGUCGCGGCUGUCGGUCCAUCUGGACUUUACUUGAGAGGAGCAAGAGUAUGGCGUGCUAUCAUCGAUGAUUUACUCGCGAAAGGAAUGAAUAGAGCUCAUAUGGGUAUUCUUUCGGGUUGUUCUGCCGGUGGAUUAAGUGCCAUUCUGCAUUGCGACAACUUCCGCGAUCUCCUACCUGCAACUGCUAAAGUGAAAUGUGUUUCGGAUGCUGGUUUCUUCCUCAAUGCGAAGGAUAUUUCCGGGGGGCUAACCAUUCAGAACUUCUUUACUCAAGUAGCUGCAACUCAUGGAUCGACUAAGAACUUGCCUGCAUCUUGCACCGCAAGAAUGAGACCAGCAGAGUUGUGUUUCUUCCCACAAUAUGUGGCUCAAACGAUGAGGACUCCACUUUUUAUUAUCAAUGCUGCUUACGAUUCCUGGCAGUUAAAGAACAUUUUGGCACCAACUUCUGCUGAUCACGGCAAGAAAUGGAGUGAUUGCAAGCUUGAUCUUAAGAAAUGCUCUGCUCCUCAACUCCAAACCGUGCAAGGUUUCAGGAACCAGUUCCUAAAUGCACUGUCUGCACUCGGAAAGUCUACGUCGAAAGGAAUGUUCAUACUGUCAUGCUACGCCCACUGCCACGCCGGAAGGCAAGAGACGUGGUUAGCGUCUGAUUCUCCGAUGGUUGCUAACACGACAAUUGCCAAGGCGUUUGGAAACUGGUACUAUGACAGAGGUGCAUUUGACAAGAUUGACUGCCCAUACCCUUGCAACCCUACUUGCAAAGCUGUUCCUGAUGAUUCUUGAAGUAUAGUUUUAGCACAUCUGGUAUUGAAUAAUGGUAAUAAUAUAUAGGAGAACCUGAGCAUUUCAUUAUGAUAUGAUAUUCUAGGGUUUGCCUGAUGCCCUUGAAUGUGUAUGUGAUUAAAUAUUAUAAUUAUUAUCAAUAAAGUUUAACUUAUUUUUA